Molecule: messenger RNA, 2994 nt
Organism: Sycon ciliatum
Lineage: Eukaryota; Metazoa; Porifera; Calcarea; Leucosolenida; Sycettidae
Product: MTRF1L release factor glutamine methyltransferase-like
Exons: 11
Coding region: 101-1246 (381 amino acids)
Biological process (GO): methylation
Cellular component (GO): mitochondrion
Molecular function (GO): nucleic acid binding; methyltransferase activity
Source: RefSeq, a predicted model, not a curated record
GUUUGAUUCUGCUCGGACUCAAAUACUCGAUCUGUUUGAUGCAAACAGGAGCAGUUAUCUCGCCUCUUUCAACCUUGUCCAUUUUCGCAAGCCGGUGAUUAUGUUGCCAGCAAUAGUGCGAAGUCUAUGGCUCUCGAGCAGUAGCGUUUCUCACACCCAUCGCCUCCCCGGACUGGCGUUGGGUGCCUGUGUUGUUAGAACUCUCUGCACUCCACAUGGUCAUGGAGAUCCAGACGUUCACCGGCACAGUGUCAAGUACGCGGUUGAGCAGUGUGAGAAGCGUCUAGCCGAGCAGAAUAUACCAGAGCCUGACCUAUCAGCAAGGCACAUGAUGGCGCACAUCUUGAAUGGCAAAUCCCUGCAUCAUGUUCACAGCCGGCAAAAGACAAUUCUCACGGACGCACAACUGCAAGAGUACAGGAAGAUGGCAGAGCGCCGGCUGGAAAGAACACCUGUCCCAUAUAUCAUCGGUGAGUGGGAUUUCCGUUACCUGACACUGAGCUUGAGACCACCGGUGCUCAUUCCACGACCGGAGACCGAGGAGCUAGUGCAGCAUGUCCUCCAAGAUCUCAAGACAAUUCCUACUUCUUCCAGUACCCGUGGAGUUGAAGGCAGUGAUACCGACAGCAGUGCCGAUACUGGCAGCAGUGCCGAUACUGGCAGCAGUGCCGAUACUGACAGCAGUGCCGAUACCGGCAGCAGCGCCGAUACUGGCAGCUUGCACUGCUUGGACAUAGGCUGCGGCUCUGGUGCUAUUUCACUGUCACUGCUUCAUGAAUGCCCCGAGGUAUCUGUAUCAGCAGUGGACAUCAACACAGCUGCUGUUGAUCUUACUCGGCAUAAUGCAGCCAGGCUGAACUUUGAAAACCGGCUAGAUGUGGUCCACUGCUCUGCAGCCGAGCUGGCAGAGCGUUUCCCGGCACAGAUGUUUGACGUGGUGGUCAGCAACCCACCGUACAUACCCACCGGGGAUAUGCCGGGAUUGGAAAAGGAACUGAACUAUGAAGACCAAUUUGCGCUGGAUGGCGGAGAGGAUGGCCUAGAUGUCGUCAAAGAUAUCCUUGCGUGUUCGGCACAUCUGCUCAAACCAGGCAGAUCUCUGUGGCUAGAAGUUGAUUCGCGUCAGCCGCCAGUCAUUGAAGAGUACGUGGCGAGACACCCAGACUGUAACCUGGAGUGGCUGGCAUCUCAUACAGACUUUCAGGAAAGGCCACGUUUCUGCCACCUCCGACGGCGGUGGUCGUAGUAUGUCGCCUCAACAGCAGUGAGGUUAUCACACAGCGGGCUGAGAGUACGCUGCUUGACUGGUUGUGGCACUCUCUGUGGCGAUAACUGGCAUGCGACCCAUGGCCCUCUCACGUCAAUGCUUUGACAUCGUUCAACACGACUAUGACAUCAUCCUGAUGCGCUGAAUGCCAUCGGAGCAGGGUGUCUGCAGAACUACAGUACAGUGCACGGGUGUCGUACUUCAUCUCCAUGCCCUGGCAUAGGUCAGCAAUGCGCUAUAGUGGAGCUUCUACCAUGGCCUGGCUCUAUGGAGUAGCCUGGUGCCUACUCUGGUCAGCUGCCAUUGCAACAAAAAAAUUAUGCCGACGGCGAUGGAUGACGCCAACAGCAGCGACAGCAACAGCAGCAGCAGCAACAGCAGUUGUAACAGCAACAGCAGCAGCAACAACAGCAGUAGCAACAGCAGUUGUAACAGCAACAGCAGCAGCAACAACAGCAGUAGCAACAGCAGUUGUAACAGCAACAGCAGCAGCAACAACAGCAGUAGCAACAGCAGUUGUAACAGCAACAGCAGCAGCAACAACAGCAGUAGCAACAGCAGUUGUAACAGCAACAGCAGCAGCAACAACAGCAGUAGCAACAGCAGUUGUAACAGCAACAGCAGCAGCAACAACAGCAGUAGCAACAGCAGUUGUAACAGCAACAGCAGCAGCAACAACAGCAGUAGCAACAGCAGUUGUAACAGCAACAGCAGCAGCAACAACAGCAGUAGCAACAGCAGUUGUAACAGCAACAGCAGCAGCAACAACAGCAGUAGCAACAGCAGUUGUAACAGCAACAGCAGCAGCAACAAGUACAGCAGCAGUUUGAACAAUUGACCCAUUGGACCCAUUGGGCAGUGCCGAAAUAUGGAAUGUAUGAGUAAUGCUUGUGACUCGUUGUGAGUACGCUGGGAUCAGCAAUGCACUGUUCAACACCCCGGGCGACCAUGCCCAGGUGGCUGGGAAGGGUGUUUAUGGUACAAAUUACGUCAUUGCGCAAUGGGUCCAUUAUGAAAGAAUAACAAUGAAUAGCAAAGCACGGUCGUGCACUGCUUAGCAAGGUGCAGUCUACAGUGGGCCCUCAGUGCAACAGAGGUGUAUGCAUCAACAUCAGCAGUAGCUCGUAUUUCAAUACAUUCGGACUGGUGCUGCUUGUGUAGGCCAGUAGAUCGAAAUGUAUACGAUAAUCUGCCUUGAUGCAUAAGCACAGCCCACCACCCAUUCGUCUUAGUGUAUUACAAGUACACAUAUUUCGUAUUGGACACGUAUUGGACACGUAUUGGACACGUAUUGGACACGUAUUGGACACGUAUUGGACACGUAUUGGACACGUAUUGGACAGACACGUUUUUGCUCUAUGGUUUGUACUGUAUAUCUAGCCAGAGUCCCUACCCCGGUGGGUUCCGUAAACGUCGGGGUGGGGAUUCUUGGUGGACACUUGGUAGUAUUUGCACGCGGGCUGCUACAGUACAAUUGGAAUGCUCUCGAGUUUGCAAGCAUUUCCUCAUCUCCUGCUGUACAUCAAGUGCUUCACCCCAUCAUUAAGUCCCAUCCUGCAAUCGCUUGAGGUUUAUGUCAGCCACUGCACACCUAUCUAGAGCUCUAUACUAUAGUCUAUACAGCCAUGGACAUGUACAUGUGCUGACUACAGUGGCCGCUCAAUUCUUGUUGCUGACUACCACUGCUUCUUGCCGAUUAUGACAAGAGUGGGUUUUGCGAUGCACCA